Molecule: messenger RNA, 9871 nt
Organism: Porites lobata
Lineage: Eukaryota; Metazoa; Cnidaria; Anthozoa; Scleractinia; Poritidae
Source: the annotation of a GenBank genome assembly
GUUUGAUCGAUUUCAUCUUGUUCGAAUGUAGCAAAGUUGUUUUCUUGAAAUAAUGGAUUCUUUUGACGGCGAUCCGGUCAGGGAAAAGUUUCUCAUGAUGGGAAAAAAGUUUGGCUGGUUUGAUGUCUCUCUGGCAAAGAAAAUUGAGGCGGUAUGUAACAAACGUCAACGCUAAAAUAUAAAGCUUCUUGAAAAUUUGAAAUUUGGGAAAUUCUUGCCUGUGGCAAAGCCUGGAUUAAUUUUAUGUCAUUGUUUUGUCUUUUCUUAGCUUCGUAGAGAAAUCAAACAGAUUAAAGGAUCUCUUGAUAAAAAUAUUAAAACAAAAAUGGACUUAGCUGACCACAAAGAAGAAAAAGACGUUGAUGAAGAAAGCAGGCGCUCUUCUAGCAGUGAUGUUGUGGUCAUUCCUGAUGACGAUGAUGGUGCUGAUGUGGAUGAUAGUAAUGAAGGUAGUGAACUUAAUAUUGAUGCCAGCAGUGAUAGUGUUGAUAGCCGUAGCAGUGAUGGUAGUGGUAGUUUUGCCAAUAAUGGGAGCAAUGAUGUUGUUAACAUUAAUGAAGUCACUAAUAAUGUCAACAAUACAGAUGAAAGUAGUGAUACUGAAAAUGAUGGUGAUGAUGAUGAUGAAGAUGAUUGUGUCAAUAUUGAUAACAGUGCUGGAAGUGGUAGUGAUGAUGGUGGAUUUAUGGAUAGCAGCAAUGAAAGUGGAGAUAAUUUUGCCAAUGAUGAUGUUGAUGAGUCUGACUCUAUGGCAAAGUCAUGUGAAUUAAAUCAAGGAUACCUUUCUUUUGGUGAGUGUGGCAUCCAACAUGUUGCUGAUAACAUAGGAGAAACAGAUGAUUGUAAUCCAGCAGUGGAGUUUGAAGCAGUGCACAGUACAGAUGGACAUAGCUUCACAGUGCACGAUUAUGAAGCAGGCAAUGCAGAACAUCUUAAUAAAGAAACCACAAAUGAGACAGUUUUCCAUAAUGAAUCCCCAUUUAAACAACUGGCAGUCCACAAUUCCAGUGAAGAUCACAGCAGUGAUAAUAUAGCUUGUGAUUAUGGAGGUGGUAACAGCAGUAACUAUGAAGGAAUACAGGUAGGUAUUAAGCAAGGGGAUGAGAAAGAUGAAAAAGACAUUGAGACCUCCUCAUUGGUCAAGUCCAUUAACAUAGAUGAUUGCAGUGACUCAUCAGCAACAGAACUAUUUUCAAGGCCAGUAUCUAGGUAAGAGAAAAAAUUCUUUCAGCAAUAUCAUUCUUUCCAGCAACUAUAGUUAGGGUGGUGUCAUUAAAAUGUCAUUAUUUUAACAUUUAGUCUGACUCAGCAACCUGAGUUAUUUUAAGCUCCUGUUGUUCUUCCUUUUUUAAAAAAAAAAAAUAAUAGUAAUAAUUCAGGGCACAAAAAAUUGUUUUGAAUCUUAUUUUGUCAAUUUUUCAACACAUUUUUUCCACAGCAUGACUGAUGGCAGCAAUAAUGAUGACAAAAGUAUUUCUGAUAGCCCUAAUUUACCUCUCAGGUUAGUAAUAAUGAAACCUUCAACCAGGUUAAACAAAAACUCUCCUCUACCAUUUCUUUUGUCCUGUAAAUUGAUAAAAACUGAGAACCCAUAAUUGUCAAAUUACUGGAAAUUGUAGCCUGUAUAGGCAUUUUCUAUUUUGAAGAUAUGUGCAUGGAGGCUAAGGCUUUGUUGCUUAUCCUUGUAUUUUUUAUUUAUUAUUUUUUUUUUUUGUGAUUCUAUACAAAAAUGUGUGUCAGGGCUGCAGAUAACAGUCGGUCGUCAGUCAUUGGCCAGCCAAAAUUUGCUAGUGUCCGACAAAAUCCAAUGUGCAUUCAGACAUUAUGUCGGGGGAAUUUUUUAUCGUAAAUCAUUUUACAGUAAGGAAAAAUAAAAUCUACCUUGAGUAUAUCUUACUUUGUGUUAGGACGAUCUCAAAGUCAUGAAACAACAUUGACUUUGGUAGUGAAGUUUUCUUUUACAUUAGCAUAGUAUCUCCUCUGUUUUACCCGAUAUAAAGUUCAACCGUUUUUUUUGGUGAUCUCCGACCAAAAUUUGGUUUUGUCUGACCAAGAUGGUAUCUUUAAUAGUAGGACAUAUUUCCUUUCAAGAGAAAAAAAAUUAUUUGCAGCCCUGUGUGUGAUUCUACAAGUGUCAAAUGAAUGUAGUUAACACAAAAGUACUAAUAGAGGAUACUACAGUGUAGUUUACAUCUCCCACUGGAAACAGGACCAUUAUUUUAAGGCAAUGCCUUUAUUUCUCAGUUAUUUUUUAAGACCCUGAGUAUUGAGUUUUGUACUGCGACCUCCCACUUUGCAGUCGAGUGCUCUGCCAACUGAGCUAAUCCUGCUGCAGUCAAAUAUAAUCAAAGCUACAACUACACUUUAAGAUAAAUUAUUUUAAUAGCAAGUACCUGUAUUGUAUCUUAGAGAGUACUUAAUAAUUUAUCAUUAUUUAUUCCUUCACUUUUUGAAAAUUCUUAUUUGUAGUUUAAGUGAAAGACUGUUCAAGAAGUACAACCCAGUGAAAAGUGAAAGUGAUGAUUUUGAGAUGUGUAAGUGAAUUUCACUUGUGUAAUUUUUUUCCAACUGCAUAUAGUCAGUUCCCAGUUUCACCCCUCGCCCUCAGGUUUUAUGUUGCACUCAUGGUACGCCUUUUUUGCUGGGUAUGUAUGUCUUGACUUAGGGUAGUAAAAACCCGUUAGCCAGUUAGGCCCCCUUUAUACAAGACCCUAUUAAGCCUAAAAUUUGAAACAAGUUCUUAUUUUCUGUCUCUAAAAAAAUUCUGACUGUACAAUGGGCUAGUAAGAUAAGUCCACAUUCAGGAUCCUUUUUGACUUUGGAGACAUCAUCUCUCCAACUGCAAUGUAAUGGUAUGCGGUUUUUACAUAAGAUAUGAGCUGAAAACCACUAAAUAUUUUAAGCUACAAUUUAUAUUGUUUUCUUCAGAAAAAAAAGAUCCUAUUGAAUAACCUAAAUAGCCUGAAUUUGUGCUAGUUACCAUUUGUUUAGGCUAACUUUGGAAAAUGGAGGUUUUUAGUCGAGGGUUUUUACUGCACUGAGUCAGAAAUCAAUUUGUCAACAGUAACUGUUUCAGAUCUAGCCUCAAAGUCUUUCUGAUUUCGAGUUCUUCCUCGAAAUUUCUAAUCACUUGUAUUUAGUUUUGCAGAAAAUGAAAACACCUAAAAGACCCAGUUUUUCUGAGGAGGAGAAAAGAACAGAUUCAAAAAGGUAUUUCUUUUAACCUUUAAUUUAUAAAAAAAGGGCUAAAGGGGUGAUUGAUGGACAAGAUAGCUGAACUUCUUAAACAAGACGAAAGAUGACAUAAAUUCCAGUUCAGCUCAUUUAUCUUAAUCAGAAAAUUCUUUAAUUUUUCUUAGAUUGUUUUUUCCAAUCAUUGAUUCCUUUGCUAGCACCAUUUCCACAGCUAAAAUCUCAAAAAAAUAUAUAAUUAUAUUAUAUUUUUCUGAAAGCAAUUUUUAUCAUAAAGGGUAGACGUCUCGCCCUUUGCUUGUAGCCUCCUCAACAAUGCCACUGUUUUACCCUCUUUUCCGUAAACACUGUACCUUACCAACAACACUUUUUAUUUACUGAAAAUGUCCUACGGAAAACUCAGGAAAUGGCUCUUCUGAUACCCUAAAUUUAAAAAUUUUCUGUGGAAGAAUGUCCCCAGAAUCUCCUAGUUUGGAGUGCUUUCGUAGCUCUAACUUUUCUUUCCAUGCGUACACCUUCAAAAUCUCACGCCACGCCCCUUAUUACCUCAAUAUGCACCCAACACUUAUUUCAAAGCACAAUUCUCCCCUUCCUAUUUCUCCUGAAUUUCCAUCUUUUUUCCUCUCUUUCCCUCUGCCUAGGAAAAACCUGACGGGGGCUAUUCCCUUAUAUAAGCCAUAUAGGUGUGUGCCGCCCUACAGGGUAGGUUUUUGCGCCAUUUUUGAUCUGAAAACAGGUAUAGACUUUCCCCAUUUUGGUCUGGAAUUGGUCUAACUUUCGAGGGAACUACGAGAGUGUAUGAACGUAUUUGUCGUUUCAAUUCCAAAUGAAUAAGAAAGAAAGAGUGAUGUGCGAAGUCGAAAUGGAUUUUAAGACAUCUUUUUGUCGGCGCUCUACUGAUCUAAGUAAUGAUGACAUUAUUUCUGCCUAUGUCUGAAAACGGAAAUGGAUUUUAGAAACCAGGUCGGAAUUGACAUUUUUGGGUCUGAAAUAGGUUCGGAUUUGGAUAACCGGGGGCCGGCUGCACAACACCCCUACCAAGGGUUCCCAGGAGUACCCAGGGGGUGGUGGCUAGCUAAGCUUGAUUGUGAUCUUUUUUUUUUAACACUUUCCUGUAUAGUUUAGAGGAAUUCAUCGUCGAUGACGAUGAUGAAGAUCUAGAAGAAGAGGUCUUUGAGGAUCCCGGUUACCAAGAGGAAUUUGAAUUUGGUUCAGAUAAAGAAAAUGAUGAUUGCAUCGAAAUUGCAGCGCCAGGUAGGCUACCGUUCUUGAAAAGAAUAAAACCGCUAGGAACGAAAGUGAAUUUAGUUCUUGACUUGUUAACAAAGUUCGUGUAUAUAUAGUUGUACUUUUUUUGGUUGAACAUGAAAAAAAAAUGUUCUAACUACUAGUUUUAAAGGAUAUUUUUUCUGGGGAUAACACUCCCACAAGCAAGUCCAGUCUUUCAUCUUAGCGAAUUUCAGGAGAGUCUCUAUACAUUUCAAUUUCUAGAUUUGCGCCAGUUAUUUUUCAUGAAGAUUUUGCGUUAUUUUUUUUUACUUACGACUUUCACCAAAAUUUGAAAUUUGAAAUUCGUAGAGCCAUAGUGUCGACCUAGUUUCUUUAGUAGGAAAUUCUUGAUUAUAAAGCUUUUUUGUUGGUUACGUUAUUCGAUCUUUAUCAGCAUGUGAGGCAAACUGUGUUUUUUGUGUUCUUGUUUUGCAGUCACAAGUUACACUCCCUUCAAGACACCCUCGACUAAUUUCUCUUGGAAAACGCCAAAAUCCACUAAACCUAAAAAGGCCAAUACUGGUAGAAACAGCUCACUUUUUUUGUUGUCGUUUGCUUCAAAUUCUGUUCUUUAGUUUGAUUUCUUGCCUUUAAUACUUUGUAAAUCACAGGAUUUUCGUCAACCAAUCGUUCUCGUCCUAGAAGUGUUUUGGAAGAUCUACUCACACCUUACUCCAGCGAGAAGAAUUUUAAGACGAACAGAGAGCGACUUGCUAAAAAUCUGUUUGAGAUGUACAACACUACGGUGUUUGAUAAUCAGGUAUUACUUACUAAUUUAACUAUGUACGGGAAGCGAUGUAAUCAUUGAUAUCUUCAACUGCACAUGUAUAUAUUUAUUUGCCCUCCCUAGCAGUAGCUUAUUGCUUGUUACUGGAAACUGGUUACUUUAUUUCAAGUUUUGCACAAGAAUCACUUGUCCGACAAAAAAAAGCUUUGGCGAUUUCACGAAACGAAUCAAUUAAAGGUAUAAAGGUGGUUUUGAGUGCUAUAUCUUUGAAAGUUGCUCUCCGUGACGAUAGAGAUAUUUUUUUGGAUCAUCUCUGAAAAUUAGUACCCCCCCCCCCCUACCCCACCCCACCUCCAAUUCAGAUGAUGUUCCCUUUGGCUAAAUACUCCCCGUCCGCCACAAACACUUAAUUUUUUUUUCAAUAUUACGCCAGGGGGAGGGGGGCAAUUUAAAGAAGGGCAAAAAAACGGUAAAAAGAAGUAGCCUUUCCAACAUUUUUGACGAUUGUCCUAAAAGUUCUUUUUUUCACUUUUCUACAGCUGCCAUCAGAUUUUCAGAUCACAUGGAAUAAGAAAAUGCGUAGCACUGCUGGGUUCUGCUACUACAGCAGGUAAACUUUUAGAGUCUAUAUGAACCAUUCUUAACAACGCUAUGGAACGCUAAGAGCUGUUGUUUUCUUAGUUAAACGGCAGGUGCAAACCAUGUUUUUUUUUUUUCAAGCCAUACGCAGAAUGUUUUAAACUAGUGGGGUUUUUUUAUAAAUUAAAGAACGUGACCGUGAAUUCUUAAAAACAACAACAUUAUUUUGAGUACUAAAUUAUCAACGUGCAAGAAAGAGUUUCCAGUCCUUAUUCUCUCGAAGCGUACCAUGCCGACGUAUUAGUCACACACUACUUUCCUUCUCCUCUCCAUCUAUUUUGUCCCUUUUUUGUUUAUUUGGAGGUUCUGCUCAGCCAAAAAUGUCCAAGUAUUUUCUUAAGUCUGUUUUAUUUCUUCAGGAAGAAUGGUCUUCGCAUGUCUAGGAUUGAGCUGGCAGACAAAGUUAUUGACUCGGCAGGUACGUUGGUUUCAGCCAUCUACGGUGCACUAGAAAUACCACUUCCGUGCCCUGUCGACUCAACAUUUCAGUUUUGUAAGAAACUGACACCUGAAGCAUUUGUAUUUUCAGGUCUCAAUCAGUUUUAAGAUAUUGUUUAGGGGGGAGGGUGGGUGUGUGUGUUACGAUUCAAGAUAAAAGGAAUCGUCAGUCGUUAAUCCCGAGGGACCCAACGAAACUACGACGGCGACGGUAACCGGAACGUCUAAAACGCAAUUGGUUUUAUGAGCAAAACAACAACUCUGCACGUGCAUCGCGCUUCUUUGUACAUUUCUUUGCCGUCCCUGCACAACUACGACGUGAAAUGACCAAAUUUUGAGUUAGACUGUUCACAGUCCCCUAUUUUUUCGUGAGAUCGUUUAGAUAUACCGCGUCUACCGUUUUGGCGGGCGUCGGGGAUUAUAGCUCCAGGGGCUUCCUCCCAAACCGCCCCCGCCCCCUAAGUAGUUUUGUCACUCAUGCAAGAUGGCAGCCCGCAACGCAAAGCUCUCGAUCUCGAUGAUCUUACGGAAAAAAUAGAGGACUGUGAACAGUCGAAUUUUGAGUUGACUUCAAAACAGGAACGGCAGGGCGAUAAAUUUUACCAUCUCCCCUGAACUCGGACGCAGUCCCCUCUCUCCAGUUGUAACCAAACUUCCCUACUUUCAAGUAAUUGGGUGACUUGGUAUAAGAGCAAAAACGUUUCAAAGGACGCGCAGUCUUUUUAGCGACGUUUCAUAGGGCGUCGCCGUUUUCAGAUCGUAAGGUCUUUAAUAUCCAGGUAAAUAUUUAACCGAUGGUUUCUCAUUUUCUGUUGGACAAAGCGAUGUCACAAUGUUCAAAGGCCACGAAUGAAAUUAGUUGUGCCGUAAUAAUUGUUUUUAACUGUGUCACGCUACUGCAGCCCAUAAAAAUCGACAAAUGUCCGGGGAGCGGGAGAUGAUCAGGCUUGGAAUUGAUUGAUCUAUGAGACUUCCUUUUUUGGUUUUCAUUUCUUUCAGAUCGUUUGCGUGACACGCUGAUACAUGAGAUGUGUCACGCGGCUUCUUGGAUUAUCAGUGGCGUGAAAGCUGGUCACGGUCCUGUCUGGGAAAAAUGGUGAGUUUCUAAUGUCGGUUUUAAUAUUAACGUUUUGUGUGAGUGUGUGUGGAAAAGCACUGUUGACUGGCCAAAGAAAGUUUUGCUCGGUCAAGUCUUCUUUUCUGACCGGACGAAAAAUUGGAAAAAGUCCCCAACUUAUCCUUGCGUAACUUUCUAUUAGUGAACGUGAUUGUACUUUUACAAAGAGAGAAAAUCUAAGAUCAACAGGUGAGGACCUGGCUGUUUGUUCAAGAAUAAGAGUCUGCGUAACAGGUCAACGUGACCAGCAAGUGGAGCUUUUGGCCAUUCUGACCGGUCGGAUACAGACUGAUGACCUUUGACCUCAGUUCUCCCCCUCCUUUAUCUUAGAUGUAAUUAAUAAUGCCUUAAAUAAAGCCUUUCAAUUUCCUUUUGUUACAUUUGUAGGACAGCAAGAGCUAAUUUUGUUCAUCAAGACCUGCCGCCUAUAUCUCGUUGUCAUAGCUACACAAUUAAUACCAAGUACACGUACAGAUGUACCAAAUGCUCAAAUACGUAAGUAUUCAACUUGUCCAAUUCCUCCCAUAAUUGGUCAUUUGAAGGUUAAAUCCCUGGAAGAGUUCUUCUCUUUAGAGCGUUGGCGUUAUGUAAAAGGUUUUCAAGGUUUCACGCCAGUGAAGAUGUGUAGCCUGUCACCCCUUGCAGUCCCCCAUUUCCCCGGUAGGCGGGAACAAGCGAAGACACAAGCACGGAAAUAUUCCCCCGGGGGCAGGAACAUUCACUCACUUUCUCAAGCCUAUUUGUCCAAGUCUCAGGCCUUUGCCCGGGUUGGGAGGGGGGAUUUACACUCACUGGUGCAUUACGUGCGGGACUGGGUGUGUGCGGGACGUUAUGACUGCUUAUUUUAUUGCCCAUUAUUAGGUUGCGCAGGGUACUGGGUCAAAAUUCGUCCCCUCAAAACAGUUCCAUAAUGCAGUUCGAUACAACACCGACCCAGUCUCGUAGGAACCAUGAAAACUGGUCCUUGUAACAGCACUUACAGAGAAGAUUGUCUUGCGAAGUAGUUCCCUGUUAACAGUUUUAUGUUGCAUUGUUAAGCUCAUUAAAGUUUUGUUUUGCGUUGUCUUCUUGGUCAUGUCCUGUCAAAGACUGCUCACAUUGUGGGUAGCUAUUGUGGAAUUGCCUGCAAUUUACGGCAUUCAUGGAAAGUUUAAUACUGCAUUUACAUAUUUACAGGGUCAAACAAUCGUUCAUUUUGUGCCAUGGUGUAUUAAUAAACCUGUUCAUUUUAGACCCGCUUGGUUUUAGAGCACUACAUAAGUUCCAUAGGCUAAGGAACAAUUUUUGGUACAAACUAGUGCUAGUACAUUUUAUUUUUGCGCGAAAAAGCACUCACAAGAUGCUUUUUGUGAACGCCGUGAAAUAGGCUCAGUAACUAAAGAAGUGCACACUCCAAGUUACAGGCUUCCAUUGUCUAUAUGAGGGGGAAAAUUAUCCAUGAGUCUAGUUUUUGUUCUGAUUGAUCCUGUAGUUUGCUUUUACUUUUGUCCGGUUUAAAGAAACUCGCUCCUCGAUUCAGCAAAUCAAAUGUGAUGUUCCGCAAGGUUCUAUCGUAGGCUCCUCUUUUCUUUGUUCUAUAUAUUAACGAUAUUCCAAAUGCUUCUACGCAAACGGAAACGCUCCUUUUGGCAGAUAUUCUUGCCGAGAUCCCUUGCUGAAAGGUAUUUUAUAGCAUCAAGAUGUAGCAAGAACUAAACCAUCAUCUCUUGUUUUUGUUGAUCAGGUUUGGUCGACACUCCAAAUCCGUGAACUUAGAGAAAAGCAGAUGCGCGUAUUGUCACGGGUACGUCCAUGCUUAUUUUAGUCACUUCCAUAAAGACAUCAUGAGAUUUCAACUCAAAAAUUUGCUUUAGUCUGCUACAAGAUCUUCUAAUUUAUCCAGCCAUUUAUAUAUUAAAAUCUAACCCGAUAUGUCAACGUAACCGAAAAAAAUAAGGGGAGAAUCUCAGUACUUUUCAGAAUAAAUUUACACAACGAGAACUACCGAUUCAUAUUGUUAGAACGAACUUAGACGGAAAAAUUGAAUUUAACCUAACCUAAAUGGAAGACCCAGUAGAACCACGCUCUUCGUAACCAAAUGACGCUUUUGCCGUUGAAAAAUGACUUUGAUACAUGAGCAUACAGGUCUCCUACUACUAUUGGUUAAGGAAGCCUUUCGAAGCAUGAAAAUCAGGAAAAGAUAUUCGUGAAGCAAGUAUAUAAUGGCCCUUCUCGUAUUUGUAUACACUUUCUGAGACCCCUUGAAAGUCUUUUCUUUUGCCAUUUCGCGUUAUUCCGCUUACUGUUUUCGUUCGUUUUCUCUUUUUUCCAGCCGCUUAGAACUCGUUCCUCAGUUAAAGAAGGACGGCACACCUCAGACUCGCACACCGAGCCGCUUCGCUCUGUUCGUAAAGGAGAACUUCGCGCGCAUCAAGAAAGGCAAUGAAGCCUUCUCUCACCAGGAUGUGAUGAGGGCAUUGAGUUCCGAAUUCGCCAAACUAAAUACAUAG